This is a messenger RNA of Gastrolobium bilobum, 676 nucleotides long. RefSeq lists its product as uncharacterized. Bases 108 to 398 code for a protein of 96 amino acids. NCBI's taxonomy places the organism in Eukaryota, Viridiplantae, Streptophyta, Magnoliopsida, Fabales, Fabaceae. The transcript has 4 exons. The record is from RefSeq and is a predicted model, not a curated record.
CAUAAAAAUUACCUCGUUGGUCUUGUUUUGUUGUUUUCCUUUUUUCUCGUAUAUUCUUGUGCUUCGCAGUUCGCACUCUGAAACUCAGAAUCAAUCAUCACCGAAACAUGGCGGCGUGGACUGCUGUGGCUCGACAAGCCACCAAUAUGGGUCGGCUCUCUGCACCAAAAGCGGUUUCCCUCGUUCAUCGGCGUGGCAUGGCUGGCGGUGGUGAUCCUCAUGGACCUCCAAAGGUGAACUUUUGGCAGGACCCGAUGAGUCCAUCUAAGUGGAAAGAAGAACAUUUUGUGAUUGUUUCGUUGACGGGAUGGGGUGUACUCUUCUAUAGUGGUUACAAGUUCUUCACUAGAGGCAAGGACAAGAAGGAAGAGAACGUUGUAGCAUCAGACAAGGCUUGAGGUUGUUAUCAGUUAUAACAUCUUCCAAUAAGCUGCCCUACUUGAUUUUAGGUCACCGGGUUUUGAUUUUUAUCUUUGUAAUGAGACAUGCCAGUUCUGGUUAGUUUUAGUGGCUUUUGCAUGACUCCUAAAGCAAUGGUUUAGGAAUAAUUUUACACCUUUUGGAAUUCUACGACUGCUAUGGUAUUUUCAUACUUAUGCAUAUCAUCAUCUCUGGUAAUAUUUCAGCAUUUUGUGGGAUACAAGCCUGCCUUCUAAUAAAUUAAACCAUUUUGUGA